CCGCGCCCACAUGUAACCAGAGCCACACUGAACGGUGAAUACACGACUUCGAUCACCUCGACACAAGUAGAAGAAAAGGACCCAAAUAAUGGAUAAAACGUAUUUGAUAGGACUGAUCUUGACCUUACUGAUGGUCGUCUCUUACGAAGGUGCAACGGCAACAAACAGGAAAUACGUCACCUAUUCCGAUAGAAAAGCCGCACGUGACCGAACAGUGCAUGUAGAAGACAACUUUCUCAGAUUUGUCCUUGAAAGACAGACGUUGUUUUGUCCAAGCGUCAGCACCUGCACGUUGUCUUACUCCAUGUCCUCUGAUGACUCGUGCUGUGCCCCCUGUAGUUGUAACGUCACAGCUGCACCCCUAGAUCACUGCCCCGACUACGUUAGGGAGGAAAUCCGAACCGCUUGUUUAAAUCCUCAAUACAUAAACAAAUGGAACAAGACGAAAUCAAGUAGAGAAAGUUAUUUCAUGAUAAACCGAUGUCCAACUAGUUACGACGACGCCUCCAUUGGACGUCUAUGUGUUCGGGGACAUUCGUUGUAUCCGUACAAUAUCUCGAUGGUUUUACCGGUGACUGAUGCCGCCAACGAUUUAACAUACAGGAAUGUAUUCUGUGCCGUGUGCAAUUCCAGAUUAGAAAGAGAUCUCGUAGCCUGGUCUGGGAAAUUAAACUGCUCUUCUCAAUCAACGUUAGAUCCAAAGACUAUGACCGAGCUUCUAGAGAUCGUUGCCAAUGACGAUCAGUGCAAUGUGUUGUUCGAACCCCCAAUUCAUAUGACCCUAGCAAAGUGCAACACACAUGGACUGAUUUCUGAGUGUAACGUAACAGGACAAUGGAGUGUCUUUGACGAGGAUUUAGACCGAGCGUGUACAAGUUACCGGUCUGUUUACAGGGAUGCCUAUCAGAACAUAUUCUGUUUCUUAUGUAACGUUAACGAGGAACCGUUUAAGACCUGUGACAGAACAGACAACACGAGGACAGUGAGAAUCUUUCCUAACCCCCCAGUAACGACCUUCUCUGCUGCACUCGAGCCAAUCAUGGUAUCCGACUUACGGUUCCGACACGACAUUGUAUCAGUCUGCCCCAGUGGGACUCGAUAUGAUGGCAUCAAGAAAACCUGUCGCGUCAUUGUCUGCAGCCAUCCGCUUGUUAACAGAAAUGGCAUCUGUACAACUGUUUACCAGUUCGUCAAUCUCCGGCGAUACUCGGUCAAUCUCGUCAUAUACCCACAUUACAACACGUCCUACAAAUGGCUCAACAAUCCCUGGCUAGCGAAUCAUCUAAACAAAUUUAGCAUGGAAUAUCUGACCAUGGCAUUGUCUCCGUGGCAAGUCCAUCAAUGUUCAAGUGGUGCAAUAAGUAUCAUCAAAACUAGAUUAAGGGAUGUAUUUCCAAGAGAUAACGAGACACAGGUUAUAUAUGUGAAAGUCCCCACAGAUUUUAUCGUGGAAGGAAUUUAUAAUGACGUAACAGUGAUGAAACAGUUUAUAAAUAGCAAAAUAAAAAGUAAUAACAUUACUAUAAGAAAUGACGAUAUAUAUUUUGACAUGUCACUGUUGACGUAUGCUAAAAUGGAUAGAUUAUCAAAGGAACCAGUGUUCAUUAACGGGUUGGAACUGAAAGAAAUCAUGCCCAUGCCUUCUUCUCACGCUCAAAAUGGGGAUAUGUUGUGCAGGGUCCGAAUGCCGACGUUUGAACUAUCGUCAUUCACAUUGUGUCCCAAGAUAAACAUUUCGAUAGAGGACUAUAAUGCAACAAGAGUUAACGACUCUUUGUGUCUAUCUGACCUUGACCUUUGUUACAGUCCAGAUGAAUUUGAAUACAGUGACCUAGAUAUCCUCUUAUGCAGCGAAAGAUUCUUUGAGAAAAUUGACAAGCUCGUAUCGAAUAAUGGUAAGAAUAAUACACACACGUUAGAGGAGAACACCCAGAGACAUGUGGGGUUGGUGCUCGUAUGUUUGUCAAUCGUAUGCCUCGGAGUCACUUUGGUAGGAAUGGCAGUUACCUACAGACCUCGGACACUCAUGUCAUCAAUAUUACUGGGACUGGUCGUUUGUCUUUUGCUUUACAACAUUGUGCUUCUGAGCGUUCCCUUUCCCUUCGUGUCGACUUACUCUUGUCGAGUGUCUGGAGCCUCACUUCAUUUCACUUCCACCUUGUCUGUCGCAUUUCUACAACUCUGUGGCCUCCAUGUUGGACUUAUGAUGCGAGCUAAUCGACAUUUUCAGAAUCCCUAUAUUCUUAAAUUAAUUUAUGUGUCAUAUCCCGCAAUCAUGGCACCUAUCAUUGUUUCAGUGACGUACUGGUACGUUGUCAACCAAUCGAGUUUCGUCAUGGUUCCUUGGAUACCAUGGGGACUGCCGUGUUACUAUGACGUCAAUUCACUCUCCCUUUACAUAUCUUGCUUCCCCAUCCUCACAAUGUUGACAUUGACCUUCCUGGUUUUUCUGGUGCUAGCUAUUUAUAGUUACAUCAUGUCCUUUGAGGUUGAUGAUGUAGAGUUUGUACAUCUCUUCGGUUUUUACUGCAAAAUAUCUUUCAUGAUGUUGCUUGUUCAUUCCUUCUGGUUUCUGAUUUCGUACUCCCGCUGGGUAGGAAACAUCUACAUCUUCCUUGUCAGUGAUCUUGUGUUAUCGCUGUACCUUAUGCUGUGUUCUCUGACGGAUUCAAAACUCAAAGCCACAUGUACAAGUACAGUGGAAACCUCUGAUACAAAUGACCUGAAAAGGAAUUCUAGUUGUCCGUGUAAUCCUGCUAGACGACGGCAACCGAAGGAUUUCCGGCCAAUCAGUGAAGCAGUUUCAGAAAAACAAAACGACGAAAAUCGAAAAACAUCAUGCCAUUUGUAGCUAGAAAGAUGAUAUAUGAUUUGUUGUCACAUUUAUCUAAUAUAUCAAGAAGCAUUUUCUUUAUUAAAUCAUCACUUUAAAAGAAAAGUUUAAAAAAAACGAUAUUUAAUACCAAAAGCUAAUCAAAAUAUGCAUUUCAUACACUGUGGUCAUCGCGUCCAUUUAGGUAUCUUCAGUUGUAUUAAAAUUGAUCAAAAUUAUGGAAAUCUGUAUGAUACGGCUAAAGAAGAAACGAUGUGUCAAAAUCUUUUGCUUGACAUUUUAUAAUUUUUGGCUGCUAUAGAUAAUUAAUAUCUGAAUUUUCAAAACGUUCAUUUAUUAGAAGAGCGUGAACAACAUUUCGUGGAGAUGACGUCCACAUGCUAUUCCUUAUAUACAUGUAUGAAGAAGCAGGUCUCUGUGUACUUUUAAACUUUCAUGUAUAUCGGUAUUACGUAACAUAUUAUCAUAAUUUAUUAUAAAUAUCUGACGUCUCCAAUUCCGGAUACUUUUUAAGAACUGAAAACCUGAUUAGUAUUUAUAUAUAUACAUUUUCCCCCAGCUUAUGUGUCCGCGUUGUCCAUGAUUGUAUAUAUGUUUCAGUAUAUCAUAUAUAAUUACUGAACGUUAUGUCUGUAUACCGAUUUUCCGUGAUUUUCCCAAGAUGUAGAUACCAAUGCAUUUCAUAUAAAUAAAGACAAAGAAUAAUGGAUGAUUACAUACAGGUAACCAUUAUAUAUUUUUGAAAUAUGUAUAUAUAUUAUAUGGACAUUAGUUAAAGUAUUGGAUGAGGACCGCGGGUAAAUCAAGGUCGAGAACAAACUGCUCUGUAGAUGCCUUUUUUCAUAUACAUUUUGCGUUUCACGUUUUACGACUUGAUUUCUUAAGUCAGUGACAGCAAAUAUUAUUUCUAAUACUGAAACAUAUAGAAAGUUAAAACCACAAAAUCCAAGAUGACAAUAGAUUUGUUUGACCUUUUGUCAUUAUGUUUUGCAUUGUAUUUUGCUAUUUACAGGUGGCCAUGGAGAUGUGUUGUGGGUCGCCCCUCCUCUGAACCACGUGUUUACUGUAUGAUUUUGUCAGAUACAUGUUUUGUUUGAUCCGUGUAGUGUAGGUUUAUUGUGUUGAUGUGCGUCAUUACGUUUAUGGGUAUUGCCUUGCUAUGUUUUACUCAUUAAAAUUGAGA
Mizuhopecten yessoensis (Yesso scallop) is the source of this 4016-nucleotide messenger RNA. RefSeq lists its product as uncharacterized. Lineage: Eukaryota; Metazoa; Mollusca; Bivalvia; Pectinida; Pectinidae. The record is from RefSeq and is a predicted model, not a curated record. The transcript is spliced from 3 exons. Bases 89 to 2851 code for a protein of 920 amino acids.